AGAUCUGCUGGGUCAGACAGAGACCAGUCCAGAAACCAUCCAGAGAAUCAUCACCAACCUGAAGGAGAUGAACUCUGAUGAUAUCUCUCCUGCCAGAAGCAUCAACAUCUUCUACUGUCUGGUGGAGAUGAACGACGUCUCAUUUUAUCAGGAGAUCCAACGGCUGCUGGAUUCAGGGAAGGAGCUCUCAGAGACUGACUGUUCAGCUCUGGCCUUCAUGCUGCAGAUGUCAGAAGUUCUGGAUGAGUUGGACCUGAAGAAGUACAAAACCUCAGAUAAAGGACGACGGAGACUGGUUCCAGCUGUGAGGAACUGCAGAAAGGCUCGACUUGGUGGCUGUUUGAUGGAAAAUGCUGAAUAUGAAGUUUUGGCCUCGGCUCUGAAGUCCAACCCAGAUCUGACUGAACUGGAAAUAAAUCAGAUCUUCAUAUAUAAAGCUGGAGAAUCUGAUAUGAAGCAUCUGAUUGAGAUCCUGGAGAAUUCAGUCAGUAAAGUGAAGAUUCUGAGAUUGAGUGACUGCAGUUUCUCAGAGACCAGCUGGACGUCUCUGUUCUCAGCUCUGAAGUCCAACCCGACCCAUCUGACAGAACUGGACCUGUACGAAACCAACCUGGAAGAUUCUGGACUGAAGGAUCUCUGUGGUUUUCUACAGACUGAAGGCUGCAGACUGGAGACAUUGAGAUUGUUUGACUGCAGUUUAUCAGAGACCAGCUGGACGUCUCUGUUCUCAGCUCUGAAGUCCAACCCGACCCGUCUGACAGAACUGAACCUGAGAGGAACCAACCUGGAAGGUUCUGGACUGAAGGAUCUCUGUGGUUUUCUACAGACUGAAGGCUGCAGACUGGAGACAUUGAGGUUGAUUCACUGCAGUUUGUCAAAGAUCAGCUGUGAUUAUUUGGCCUCAGCUCUGAAGUCCAACCCGACCCGUCUGACAGAACUGGACCUGAGAUGGAACAACCUGAAGGAAUCAGAUGUUCAGCAGCUGAUGGAUCUUGUAGAGACUUUAAAGUUCUGAUCUCUGUAAAGUAGAGAACGUCUCUGUGUCCUGCUGAUCCUCACAGGUUGAAGCUGCAGCAGUUUGAGUCUAAAGAGACUCUGGAUCAAGAUGAUGACCUUUGACCUCAGAACAUUUUCUAUUUCUAUUUCAAAUAUUUUCCAGACGUCUAUUGUUGAAGAUUUUCAGUUUUAUUUUUCAUCUGAUCUGUUUGAUGAUCUGCAGGAACAAAAGAGAGAAAAAUACUCUGAGUUUGUUAGAAAAGUUGAAUUGAGCAAAAACAUGAAGCAUAAAUUUCAUUAAAAAGCUUUAAAGAGUUUGUUAA
This is a messenger RNA of Poeciliopsis prolifica (blackstripe livebearer), 1319 nucleotides long. Its product is annotated as ribonuclease inhibitor-like. Gene Ontology annotation, molecular function: protein binding. The transcript is spliced from 6 exons. The record is from RefSeq and is a predicted model, not a curated record. Bases 68 to 1015 code for a protein of 315 amino acids. Lineage: Eukaryota; Metazoa; Chordata; Actinopteri; Cyprinodontiformes; Poeciliidae.